This is a messenger RNA of Mesorhabditis belari, 1647 nucleotides long. The record is from the annotation of a GenBank genome assembly. NCBI's taxonomy places the organism in Eukaryota, Metazoa, Nematoda, Chromadorea, Rhabditida, Rhabditidae.
AUGAAACACACGUUUAUGGGCAGCACAAAGAACACUGAUCGUCAUCUUUGUUGGUAUAAUGAUUUCCACAAAUCUCGAAAAGGGAUUUUCCUCUUGCUGCGAGUGGCCAUCGCUGACAGAUUUGUGUCACAACUAUUGCAGAACUUGAUGAUGAAUUACAAUAAGAAUGUUCGUCCAGUCAAAAACGCAUCCGAUGCGCUUACCGUCUAUUUUGGGGCGAGUUUGUGUCGGCUGAUUGAUGUGGACGAAGUGAAUCAAGUGUUGACAACGAGUUUGUGGCUUGAAAUGCAAUGGACGGACAGCAAACUCGUUUGGAACCCAAAGGACUACGGUGGAACGAGGAAGAUCCACAUUUCAUCCGAUCAAAUCUGGACACCCGAUGUCGUUUUAUACAAUAAUGCCGACGGCGAACCCCAUAUCAGUAUCGUUUCGCUGGCGAUGGUCGAUUAUUUGGGAACGGUGAUUUGGAUGCCCCCAUCGAUCUACAAAAGCUUUUGCGCGAUCAACAUUGCCGAUUUCCCGUACGAUUCUCAGAAAUGCGAGAUGAAAUUUGGCGGCUGGACAAACGACGGUCAAACUCUUGACUUACAACAAAUCUCUUCGGAUGUCAAUGAGAAACCCGAAAAGAAAGUCGACGACUCGGGGACAGAGUAUCAAUUUCUGAAAUCCGGAAUGGGAAUCUCUUUCUAUCAUCCCUCCGCCGAAUGGGAUCUCCUUUCUGUGACUUCUUCUCGUUACGCGCAAAUCUAUCCAGGAUGUUGUGGUCAACUCUACUACAUCGACAUUCGCUACACUUUGAUUCUUCGCCGGAAAGCGAUCUUCUUCACGGUGAUGCUCACCAUUCCAUCAAUGCUAAUCACCAAUAUGACGCCAUUCGUUUUCCUCAUCCCUCCAAUCGAGCACAAAAUGACCUUCUCAAUCUCGGUUUUCGUCGCAUUUUCCGUGUUCUACCUUGUUCUCACUCAAAUCAUUCCACCAACAUCGCUCGUUUUGCCAUUAAUCGGGAAAUAUCUUCUUUUCACCUUAAUCAUGAUCUUUUGUUGUAUCAUCAUUUCAGUCGUCAAUAUCAAUAUCUAUCGAAGACAAGCUUUUGCUUCGGAGAUGUCCGAUUGGCAAAGAUGGCUUUUUGUGAGAACUCUACCGAAAUAUUUGCGAUUGAAACAAUUGGAAUAUACUGAAGAAGAGAAAGAACGAGAAAUGAAAGAAAGAGAAGCCCGUAAAGCACGACGAAUGGCCCGACGAGGCAGAAGAGUGAGAAGUAAACCCCCAACCAACGAUCAAUCACCGAUCUUUCAAUCAAAAAGACUUCGAUUAUUGAGUCUUGUAGAGAUGGAUGAAACAUUCCGGAACAAGAGUGCAGCUGAUGCACAUUCUUUGUUCAAAAGACUCUCAAAUGCUGUUCAAAUCAUCGCUGCUCAUUUUCACAAUCAGAAUCAAGAGAGCAAGAUCACAGAUGAAUGGCGUUUGAUGUCACUUGUGAUCGAUCGAAUUUGCCUCAUUAUCUACCUAAUUCUAAACGUUGCUGCAACUAUUUGGUUUUUGCUUUCUUGUCCAACAUUCUUCGAUGAACGACCAGAAUUGUUUGGCUCUCCCGCACACAAGCCAUUGUCUGGCGACGCAAUUAACAUUAUCUCUAAUUACCAGACC